Sipha flava (yellow sugarcane aphid) is the source of this 3574-nucleotide messenger RNA. Its product is annotated as putative phospholipase B-like 2. The record is from RefSeq and is a predicted model, not a curated record. The transcript is spliced from 9 exons. Gene Ontology annotation, cellular component: extracellular region. NCBI's taxonomy places the organism in Eukaryota, Metazoa, Arthropoda, Insecta, Hemiptera, Aphididae. The coding region runs from base 1308 to 2975 and encodes 555 amino acids. Gene Ontology annotation, biological process: phospholipid catabolic process. Gene Ontology annotation, molecular function: glycerophospholipase activity.
UUUGCAUAUUUCAUACGAAUAAAGAUCUUUUGCCUUACAAAAGUAUGUAUAACAGGUAUAUACUUUUCUUCAAUAUUUAUUCUAUUCAUUAUUUUAUGUAAAAGUUAUUUAACUACACCUGGUCCUUUAAGGAUUUUCUGAUUAAUAAUUUUACUAAAAAUUCUUUCAGCUUUAAAAAUGUAUUUUUUAAAAUUAUUACUAGGGACUAUCAGGCCACCAUAUAAUAAAUAAUCAGUCCAUGAAGGAAGUAGAUAGUCAUGUUCAUCUAUGCUAGAUAUUUUUGAUUCUGUUGUAGUACACCCAAGUUCAGGAAAUUUUUGUCUAUAUUUUUAGCUACCCAUCAAGCUAAAUACUCUACAGCCUCUUCUGUCAUUUCAUUAUUAUUUGAUUUUUCAACAUCAUCACUGUCUAUAUCAUUAUCUGUCAUCAAUAUUUUCAUUAUUUUGUUGGUCUGUUAUAAUUAAAUUAAUAUACUUGAUUGUCUUUGCUACUAUAAAUUCUUCUUGAUUGUUGUCACUUGUAUUAGAAGAAGUUGAGACAAUGCCUGGGUUUUUACCUAAAAUAAUCAUCCUUAGUCUGUAUAAUACAUUUAGUGGUGAUGUGUGGUCAUUUAGACCCCCUCUUGACCGAGCUUGACCAAAUAUGUUUUUAAGUGCAUCCUGAUUUAUUUUAGAGGUUAAUAAGUAUUUUAACCCAUGUUCUUUUAAUAUAUUUAAAAACCGUCGAGUUCCAUUUAUGUGCAUUAAUAGAGAUUUUUGAAACAAUGAAUAUUAUUUUUACCAAUGCAUGUCAUACUUGAAAAUGUUUCGUAAACUUUAGAUAGAAAUCUUGUUCUUCCAAAUGCAGUCCAUAUGGGGUUGUGAAUGGAGUUCUGUUAUCAUUUGGAUGGCACACGUUGCCGAGGUCAAACCAGUUGUUUAAUAAUUCUAAAAAUUCAGCAGUGUCUUUAGUUAUUUUACUAUCAAUACCUAGUUUGUCAUUAUAUUUUUGUAGAGCUGUAGCAGGGGUAUGAGAUAUGAGCUGUGUGGCUGAUUUUACUUUAUGCCUGAAGGCCUUCACACAUUAAGUAUGAUGGAUAUUCAAUAUGUUGAAUGUUAUUGAUUUGUUGAACAUGCGAUGGGUAAUGCGACUAUUAUGGAACCGUUGUGUCACGUAUCACAACAGAGGACGUCCACAUUAGUAGAAGGUCGAUUACAUUUCAAGUCAUACUUUCUUGAAGACUCAGUCACGAAGGUUUUACGACGACCAUAAUCCCCGGGUUCGGUUCUAUUUGGACAUUUGGUCGCAUGCAGUAAACAGUUACAAUUAUGAUGAUACAGAUGAUCGUGUUACUCACAGUGACAUCGGUUUUGCCGUUGCAGUGCACAUGCGUAUGCGAUCGAAACGAAAUAUUUUACGCAGUUGCAGACGACAAUGACAAUAUUUCGAUUCGAACAACAGAAAACGGCAGAUUCGUUGCCAAAGUGAGCUACACGCAUUGUAUUAAUACGACGGGAUGGGAUUAUCUAGAAAUAUUAACGUCUUCCAAAGAAGAUGAUUCGAUGCAAGCAUAUGCCGCUGGUCUGCUGGAAGGAUGGAUUACUGCUGACUUGAUAAAUAGUUAUUGGUACAAUGUCUUUCAAACAUUUUGUGUCGGCCGAUCAGAUUUAUGUGUAAAAUUGAAUGAAUACAUGCACUCGAAUAGAGAAUGGAUCAUAUCCCAAGUGAUGCUGAAAAAUGGAUCGGACGCAUAUUGGUAUCAAGUUGGUUUGAUGUACAAGCAACUUGAUGGGCUGUAUGAUGGAUAUAAGCUGAACAUAAAAAAAGGAAUGCAGUCUUUAUCAUGGGAAAAUUUUUUUUGGAUGAACAUUCAAGAAGAUUUAUAUGAUUUAUGUGAUACCUUUAAUUCUUCACACCCUCACAAAAAACCAUUCGGGACGGGAUCGUGUUCGGUUCUCAUAAAACUACUACCAGGACACAAAGAGUUAUACAUUUCUCACGUCACUUGGAACUGGUACGAAACAAUGUUGAGAAUACAAAAGAGGUAUCGUCUGAAUUAUAAAGAAAGUAAAUUGUCAAAUCAACUAGUAUUUGGGCAUGACAUACAGUUUAGUUCGUAUCCUGGUUUCCUGUAUUCAAUGGACGAUUUUUACUUAAUUUCUUCGGGUUUAGCUAUUACCGAAACGACUAAUUCUGUUUACAAUCCACAGUUAUGGGAUAAUGUUCAGCCAAUUGGACAGAUAUUAGUUUUCAUUCGUGCCAUGGUUGCAAAUCGAUUGGCACCUGACGGAUUGGCUUGGACCAAAUUGUUCAAAAAAUAUAACAGUGGAACGUACAACAAUCAAUGGUUGUUGAUUAAUUAUUCACUGUUUCGACCCGGUCGUAAAAUGCCUAAAAACGGGUUACUCUUCAUCCACGAAGAAAUGCCUGGUCUUACGGAGACGCAAGAUGUGACCAAACAGUUUCUUAGCCAAAUGUACUGGGCGAGUUAUAACGUGCCGUUCAUUCCGGAGAUAUUCAACGCGAGCGGACAGGGUGAUAUGGUUAAACGAUACGGAAAUUGGUUUUCGUAUCGAAACACUCCUCGAGCCCGAAUAUUUGCCAGAGACCAUGUGAACGUCAAAGAUAUGUCGUCAAUGUUAUUUUUGAUGCGUUCAAACGAUUUCAGAAACGAUCCCGAGGCCAGGUGCGAAUCAUGUGUUCCUCCGUACUCAGCCGAAAACGCUAUAUCGUCCAGAGACGACUUGAAUGACUUGAAUGGCGUGUACCCAUUUGAAGCGUUGGGUUACUCUAAUUGGGGUGCUAUAGAUGCCAAAAUAACCAGUUACAAGAUGUUUAAUGAACAUAUGUUUCUUUCAGUCUCCGGACCGACGAAAGGUACUAAUGGUGUUCUCGGAAAGUAUUGUUGGAGUAGAACUCAAGUUAAAAAUAUCAGUCAUGUUGGACUUCCAGACUGUUGGGACUUUAAACCCGAAACGCAUCAUUGGGUCUUUUAAAGUUUUAUUUCAGAAGCCAGAGGGCUAUAGGAGCUUCGCGUUUUUUUAACAUCUCUCUCUUGAAAUGCAAAAUACAUUUUUAAUAAUUAUAAUAAAUAAUUGUAUUUUAUAACAUGAAUGAAGCGUUGCUAUUGCAAUACGUUGUGCGAAUAGGAAACAAUGUACAUAUCAACCAAAACUUUAAGAAUAAGUAACAAAGAAAUCAUAUACUCGUAGAUUAUUAAAUUAUGUUUUCAAAUAUAUUUUAGUUAAUUCUGUCGUUUUGAUAACCAUUUUUUACAUAGGCAUAUUCAAUUUAUAUACAGUAAAUACUAAAUAGUUGUAGGUAUAUUUUUCUUGAUUGAAAAGUAAAAAUGAUAAGUUGUGAUGGCUAUCGAACAAUUGAGAAUGUUAUUCCUUUUUGGCCGAACGAUUGAGAACACUUAAAAUUAACAAAGAACUUACCGCUGACCCAAAAAAAACCCAAAAAAAUUACGCGAUUGAGAACGAAUUUAUGUGCAACUUUGCCAUAGUUUGAUAUAUCUUUUAUUUGGUUUUUGAAAAAUUCACUAUACAUAUAAUAAAUAUUCUUGAAAAAAGUCAUAAAUUAAUAAUUAUAA